ACCCCAGCUUAUUUAAGGGAAUUUGAAAUAUUUUAUUGGGAUCUAUCCAGUUUUGUUAAGUGUUCUAAUAAACCGUUUAGUCUAAGGCAAGAGCCUGUGACAAAGCCCAGUUUCCCACAAAUUAGAGACCGAACUGUCUAAAACUGAUUAGGUCAUCUAUCUUGGCUCCAAUCUGAACAGUCUCAAAAUUUCCUUUAAGGACCGCCUUUUGCAAACAGGAUGCUAAGCGCACGUGUCUUCUCCAAGUCCCAGAUAAGGGAAGCGCAGCUAUGCCGGAGCAGUAUCCCUCCUACGCGAUAGGGGGCAGUCGACUUCCAGAGACUGGUUUCUCUCAACCCUCCACCGGGGGAACGUCACGACCGCCUCUCGCCGCCUCUCCACUCCACUGGUGCGCAGGCGCGGACGGGAGCGCGCACCGAGCCGCUGAGGGAGGGGGUCAGGAACUCUGACCCCCCCCCGCCCCCAAAUACACAAACCCAGAAAGCUCCGUCUCCACUUUUUUAACCCUCCCCGCUCCAGCUUUUUCCAGUCUGUUUGCCUGGAGGACCCCUACCCCAUCCCGUCCCAGCAGCCGCCGCACACGACUGUCCGGUUUACGCCCAGCGUAGGACGCCGCUCGGCAGAGAAGCGCCGGACACUGGUAAUCAAAUCAUGGCAUCCAUAGAAGAAAUUGCACAUCAAAUUAUCGAACAACAAAUGGGAGAGAUUGUUACAGAGCAGCCUACUGGCCAGAAAAUCCAGAUUGUGACAGCACUUGAUCAUAAUACCCAAGGCAAACAGUUCAUUCUGACAAAUCACGAUGGCUCUACUCCAAACAAAGUCAUUCUGGCCAGGCAAGACUCUACUCCAGGAAAAGUUUUCUUCACGACCCCAGAUGCAGCAGGUGUCAACCAGUUAUUUUUUACAACUCCUGAUUUGUCUACACAACAGCUCCAGUUCUUAACAGAUAAUUCUUCCUCAGAACAAGGACCAAAUAAGGUUUUUGAUCUUUGCGUAGUAUGUGGAGACAAAGCAUCAGGGCGUCAUUAUGGAGCAGUAACUUGUGAAGGCUGCAAAGGAUUUUUUAAAAGAAGUAUCCGAAAAAAUUUAGUUUAUUCAUGUCGAGGAUCAAAGGACUGUAUUAUUAAUAAACACCAUCGAAAUCGCUGUCAAUACUGCAGGUUACAAAGAUGUAUUGCGUUUGGAAUGAAACAAGACUCUGUUCAGUGUGAAAGAAAACCCAUUGAAGUAUCCAGAGAAAAAUCUUCCAACUGUGCUGCUUCAACAGAAAAAAUCUACAUUCGAAAAGACCUUCGAAGCCCAUUAGCCGCAACUCCAACUUUUGUAACAGAUAGUGAAACUGCAAGGUCAGCAGGACUUUUAGAUUCAGGAAUGUUUGUGAAUAUUCAUCAAUCUGGAAUAAAAACUGAGUCAACUAUGCUGAUGACACCAGAUAAGGCUGUAUCAUGUCAGGGAGAUUUAAGUACAUUGGCCAGUGUGGUUACAUCAUUAGCAAACCUUGGAAAAACUAAAGAUCCUGCUCCAAAUAGUAAUGAAGUGUCUAUGAUUGAAAGCUUAAGCAAUGGUGAUACUUCUUAUACCUCUUUGUGUGAAUUUCAUCAAGAAAUGCAGACUAACGGUGAUGUUUCAAGGGCAUUUGACACUCUUGCAAAAGCUUUGAAUCCUGGAGAAAGCACAGCCUGUCAGAGCUCAGGAGAGGGCAUGGAAGGAAACGUACACCUAAUUGCUGGAGACUCAAGCAUAAAUUACAUCGAAAAAGAGGGGCCACUUCUCAGCGAUUCACAUGUAGCUUUCAGGCUCACCAUGCCGUCUCCUAUGCCUGAGUACCUGAAUGUGCACUACAUUGGGGAGUCUGCCUCCAGGCUGCUGUUCUUAUCAAUGCACUGGGCACUUUCAAUUCCUUCCUUCCAGGCUCUAGGACAAGAAAACAGCAUAUCAUUGGUGAAAGCUUAUUGGAAUGAACUUUUUACUCUUGGUCUUGCCCAGUGCUGGCAAGUGAUGAAUGUCGCAACUAUAUUAGCAACAUUUGUCAACUGUCUUCACAGUAGCCUUCAACAAGAUAAAAUGCCAGCAGAAAGAAGAAAAUUAUUGAUGGAACACAUCUUCAAACUACAGGAGUUUUGUAACAGCAUGGUAAAACUCUGCAUUGAUGGAUAUGAAUAUGCCUACCUGAAGGCAAUAGUACUCUUCAGUCCAGAUCAUCCAGGCCUAGAAAACAUGGAACAGAUUGAGAAAUUUCAGGAAAAGGCUUAUGUUGAAUUCCAAGAUUAUAUAACCAAAACAUAUCCAGAUGACACCUACAGGUUGUCUAGACUACUACUUCGAUUGCCAGCUUUGAGAUUGAUGAACGCUACCAUCACCGAAGAACUGUUUUUCAAAGGUCUCAUCGGCAAUGUUCGAAUUGACAGUGUCAUCCCACAUAUUUUAAAAAUGGAACCUGCAGAUUAUAACUCACAAAUAAUUGGUCACAGCAUUUGAAGGCUGAGAUCUCAGUUUAAAGUGAUUGUUCUUUCCCAGAACACAAGAGGACACCAAAUCGAACUGAUUCCAGGGCAUCUGGAAAUUUUUACUUUAAAAGAGAAACCAAAAACCAAGAUAUUUUGAUUUUACUUCCUUAAGAAGAAUGUUUGAAGUGACUGAGCAGGUAGCAGGAAGUAGAAUUUCCUUUCCUGUCUUAUUUAAGUGAAUAAAAAAUACUAUCAAUUAAUUCUUGGUUAAGAUGACACCUAAAGCUGCCACCUCUUGGCUAAGAUUUCUCCUUUUAUUUUAUAAAACAAAUAAAUAAGUCUCUCUUUUUUUUCCCCCAGAAUUGUGUUCUAUUCAUGUUUACUUUCAUUAUGAACUAGUACAAACACUUAAUCGCUAAGAAGGAUCUUCUUGCAUUUUACGCAUCUAAAAUAUAAUCUGUUUUAAUUAUCUGUCUAAAGAAGACUAUUUUAUGCUCAGUGGUAUAAUGAAAACACUGGGACUAUAGGAGAUAAUAAUUGAAUAUAAAUAUUUUUUUGUUUUUUGUAAAUAUCAUGGCACCAUUAGCAUUUAUCACCCUCAUUGCUGGCAAUGAGACAUAGGCUAUUUGUGAUCUUACGAGCUGAUAUUUUUAGUGUUGUGUAUUAUUAGUUAUAAGCACUUUUUAUUUAUGUAUGUAGCAGAAAAUUGUUUUUGAGAAUAAGGUAGGGUUCAUGUUUUAAUAUUUUUGGUUUACUGUGUUGUAAAAGUAAUAGAAACUGAUCGAGCGCCACAACUUUCAGUAUUUCACAAUAGAUAUUUAAAUUGUUGCUGUUUAUUCCACAGAAAGCAUCUGUCAUCUCUCCCUCUUUUCUGACCUGCAUUUAGUUUCCUGACCCUUCAUGGGAUUUAGCCAGUUUCUUUUAGGUCACUGCAAAUACCUCCUUUGUGAAAGUGGAUUUAUCAUAGCCAGUCUGUGUUUUCAAGGUGAGUUAGUUAUUUUAAAGCAAUUGAUAAUUUUUUGAGACUUCAGUUGUUUAAUAUAUGGAGGAAUGUGCACUGAUUUUUCACUCUAAAGGGGAAAGGGCUGUUUUAGCAAUAGUAUGAGCAUCAGCCUGAAGCACUGCCUUGUUCUACCACAAUGGAAACAUUGUAGAUUCCUUGAAUGUCUUCCACAAUAAUGUUUUCCUUAGCAGAACAUGAUACUGUUAAGUAUUUCUUUGCUAUAACUUCGUGAGAAAUUACUUUGUUAUCUCUAUUUGAUUUUUUAAAAAUACAGAUAUUUUAUUGCACUCGAACAUUUUUUACAAAGAUUUUGCAGUAGAAGAGAAGCAGAAUUUGGGGGAAGAGUAUGGAUUUUACUAAUUGCUGCUUUAUAGUAAAUCAGAAGUUUUAAAGUAUCAAUUUACAGUCUUUACCAACUUAAGGGAAACUUUUUUUCCCUAUUUAAAAGGUGAUUUUUGUCAAUGGGGUUUUUUUUUUCCUAUAAUUACAGCUGGGUAAACUACAUUUAGUACAGAAUACUCAAAUGGAAAAAUCAGUAGGUUUAUACCUUUAUAAACCCAAUGAAGAAAGCCAAGGAUUCAAGAAAUUCUUUUAAGUAAUGUACUAAUUAAGAUACAUGUUUGAAGUAUUUUUCCUGAUUACAUUUACAGUUGUAUUUGGAAGUGUUUUUUAAAAACUACAUUAAAAUGUGGCCUGCAUUACAAA
This is a messenger RNA of Capra hircus (goat), 4155 nucleotides long. It is a transcript of the gene NR2C1, whose product is annotated as nuclear receptor subfamily 2 group C member 1. The record is from RefSeq and is a predicted model, not a curated record. Lineage: Eukaryota; Metazoa; Chordata; Mammalia; Artiodactyla; Bovidae. Gene Ontology annotation, molecular function: nuclear receptor activity; RNA polymerase II cis-regulatory region sequence-specific DNA binding; zinc ion binding. The transcript has 14 exons. Gene Ontology annotation, biological process: negative regulation of transcription by RNA polymerase II; cell differentiation; anatomical structure development. The coding region runs from base 652 to 2478 and encodes 608 amino acids.